AGUAUUCAUACCUCAGACUGCACACUACCAACUGCUGCAAUCGCUUUUAAAUCCCCAUUCCCAUAUCCAUCAAACGCCUCAAGCACAUCAUAUACCCUCCUUCUCGAUAAGAGAAUAUCGACAGAUCACAAGUUGAGACCCCAAUGGAUAUUGGCAACAUUUUUGAGGAGUGGGACUUUUCAGGAACGGUUCCGCUCCCAUACAGAGUUCUGUUGAUGGGCUGUAUCGGCAUGUUUGCCUGGGCGAGCAACCUUCACCUUCUCUCACAAUUGCGAGUUGAUGUAUCCAACCUCCUUUUCUCCAGCCCGCCUCUGUCAGGCGUCUACACCAACCAUCCGAGGCACUCGCGCGACAAAUUUGUUAACAAGUCAACACCGCUCUCAGCACUCUGUAGAUCUAUUUAUUCCCUCGGCAUGUUAUUUCUCGUUGUGGUCCUGAUCAACAUGUGGAUGUACAAGUGGGUGGUGGCUGGAUCGGAAGGCAAGGACCAGAGAAGCAACGGUGGCAAAGUACCUACCGCAACGGACAUCAAGGGGGGCAUGGGAUCGAUGGGAAAUCCACGCGUGGGCAUUAUGGUGCCGAUUUUCGGUUACUUGACGAUCUUUGUCUUAGUGUUUUUACCGUUGAAUGUUAUGUUCAAGAAAGAGCGCUAUCGGUUCUUGAGAUCGAUGAAGAAGGCAUUGUUCUCAGGACUCAAGUCUGACGUUUCUUUUGCGGAUGUAAUUCUCGCCGAUAUUUUAACAUCGUUUGCGAGAGUGUUUGGCGAUCUCACAGUUGCUCUGUGCCUCAUGUUUCUGGACCGGGACGGAUCGAACGCCGAUGCAUGUUAUGGCAGUAUCAUGGUACCCAUUAUGACCAGUAUCCCGUAUUGUAUCCGACUUCGUCAGUGUCUGUCAGAGUACAUCGAGUCGAAUUAUACCACGGAACGACACCUAAUGAACGCGCUCAAGUACGCCACUGCCUUCCCUGUCAUUAUUGUGUCGGCCAUGCAGAAGACCUCGAAGGCAGCUUCACUGAAGGGAUUGCCAUACGAUGGAUAUCUCUCGGACAACUCGCUCUUCCGACUCUGGCUGUUUUUUGUCGCACUCAACUCGUUUUAUUCGUUCUAUUGGGACAUCUACCACGACUGGAGUCUGAUCCAGACCAAUCCUGCAGGACGCAUCCCUACGCUGACCAUCAGCACAUCCCCUUUUGCUACAACCUCCGACGCUAUGAGUCCCCAUGCUCGGCCAUCGUCAGGACCUCUAUCGCCAGCAACGCCAAAAAGUGGAUCCUUUGCCAUGAAUGACCUCUCCAGGGCAUCCAAUGAUAGUGCAGGCGCGAACAACAGCAACAGCAAUAGUAAUAACAUCAGCGGCAAUGGAAAGGCGCUUCUUGGGUCACCUCCGAACAGUGGCAAUAAUACUUCGCUGGCUAAUGGUAGCAUUAACAACAGCAGUAACAACAACAGCAUCAACAACAUCAGCAAUAUUUUUGGAAUUUUUAAGAAACCACGUCGAUUUGGUAUGCGAUCCUUCCUACAUUAUGAAGAUCCGUUAUUUUACAUCAUGGCCGUUGUCCUGGACUUCUUGUUAAGGACGACCUGGAUGCUGAAAUUGGUAUCAAACAUCCAGAUCGAGGAAUACGAGGGCGGUGUCUUCACGAUGGAGUGUCUGGAGGUUCUGAGGAGAUGGAUUUGGGUGCUCUUCCGACUCGAGUCUGAGAUGGUUAAGCGCGCGGGAUAUAUGGAUACGAAUUCGGCACCUCUCUCCGCCGCUGGUCCCGCAGGGGGAGCCGCAGGAGAGUUAUCCAUGGCCGAGGAUAGCAGCAAUGCAAUCAUGAUGGAGAACAUAGAAUCGUGGCAAACAUAAAAAAGACAUAGUCUCCUAUUAUCAAAAAGGGGUCCCAUAAAAGAUUGCAUGGAUAAUGCGGUCACAGCUGUUCAUAAGAAUUUUUGGCCUCUG
This is a messenger RNA of Gamsiella multidivaricata, 1943 nucleotides long. Its product is annotated as EXS family-domain-containing protein. Gene Ontology annotation, cellular component: cytoplasm; membrane. Bases 144 to 1850 code for a protein of 568 amino acids. The transcript has 4 exons. NCBI's taxonomy places the organism in Eukaryota, Fungi, Mortierellomycota, Mortierellomycetes, Mortierellales, Mortierellaceae. The record is from RefSeq and is a predicted model, not a curated record.